GCGAGAGCUGGCGGAGCGCGGCGGCGGCGCCGGCCGGGGACGCGAUGCACUCGCUCUUCAGGAAGCGCAACAAAGGGAAGUACAGCCCCUCGGUGCAGAAAAAGAGCAUCUCCAGCAAAGAGCUGACCGAGCUCAUAGAGCGCCUGCAGAAAAAUGCUGACCAGGUGGAGAAAAACAUCGUGGAGACCGACUCCCGAAUGCAGAAUGACUUGCACAAGAUCAAGGCCUGCCAGCUAGCUCAGUACAAGGAGCUCACGGCUCAGAAGCUCACUGAGUCGGACAAGCUGCUCUACGUGCUGGACGGGGAUGCGGCCAUCGCCAGGCACAUGAAGCACCCCCAGGGGGACAUGAUCACAGAAGACAUCCGGCAGCUGAAGGAACGAGUGGCAAACUUACGCGUGAAGCACGACCAGAUCUACAACUUCUGCCUGCAGCACAUUGAGCCCCAGGUCAACUGGUCCACGGUGAUCGAGGAGAAACAGGACGCGCUAUGUGGCAAGGGCUUCGGGACUGACCUGCCGCUGGUCAACAGCCAGGUAGAAGAGCACAACAUCUUCCACAACGAGGUCAUGGCCAUCGGCCCGCACGUCACCAAGGAAGGCACCAAGGAAUACACGAGCGACCUCCAAGCCAAGUACCAGAAGCUGCUGGCCAGCUCGCAGCAGCGGCAGCAGGACCUGAACGCGCUGCAGGACUACAUGCAGCGCUGCACCAACAAGCUCUACUGGCUGGACCAGCAGGCGAAGGACCGGACGCACUACGACUGGAGCGACCACAACCUGGACUACCCAAGCCGGCGCCGCCAGUAUGAGAAUUUCAUCCACCGGAAGCUGGAGGAGAAGGAGGAGGCCAUCAAUAAGCUGCACGCGGACGGAGACCAGCUGCUGGCCCAGAACCACCCCGGGAAGAACGCCAUCGAGGCACACAUCGAGGCGGUCCAUGCCGACUGGAAGGAGUACCUCAACUUCCUGAUCUGUGAGGAGAGCCACCUGAAGUUCAUGGAGGACUUCCACAAGUUUCAGAAAGAUGCGAAGGACGCCCAGGAGCUCUUGAAGAAGGUAGAUACAGACCUGGACCAAAAAUACAGCCCCGAGUUCAAGGACAGAUACCAGCUCGAGUCGCUGCUCAGGGAGCUGGAUGACCAGGAGAAGGCCUUGGACAAGUACGAUGCCGUGGUGCGAUCACUGCAGGAGCGCAGCCAGCAUGUCCUACCCCUGCGGCACCGCCGGCAGCCGCCACCGCAGCCUGUCCCUGUGGAGGCUCUGUGCGAGUACGAGGGCGAGCAGGGCCAGAUAACCCGCGGAGCCCACUACACCCUGCAGAAGAACAGCGGGGACGUCUGGGAGGUGACAGACAGCACUGGAGAUGCCAUCAGCGCCCCGGGUGUCUGCUUCAUGAUCCCCCCUCCGGACGCGGAGGCGGUAGCGCUGGCAGACCAAAUUGCUGACAGCUACAUGAGCGUGAAGGAGAAGACCGCCAACUGCAAGAACAUCCUCCAGCAGCGCUACGAGGGGCUGAAGGCCGACAGCAUCGGAGAUGCUGCAUCAGUUCAGGGCCGCCAGCUCCUGGCAGGGCUGGAGAAAGUACACAGCGACCUGGACAAGCUGGAGAAAGCAAUCACGGCAAACCUCCGCCCGCCGCUGGAACAGAGUCGGGCUGUGCAGGACAGCACCGAGCGCUCCAAGGACCUGAAGAACAUUACCAAUGAGGUCCGUCGCAUUGAACCAGAGAAAAUGAGGAAGAUCCAGGAGUGCGAGGUCUUCAUUGAAUCAGUGCCGAACACUGGCAGCGCCACCUUGGUCAAGAACAAGGUGGAGAACACCACCAGGAAGUACGAGCGCGUGGUCCAGCUGCUCAGCGCCGCCCAGGAGAAAGUUGAGGUGGCCACACACCUCGAGAAGAGCCUCCAGCAAGGCCGAGACCUGCUGUCCACGUAUGAGAACAAGCUGGUGACAGAUGACACUGUGCCAGAGGAUUUGCGCGUGAUAGAUCGCAAGAAUGAAGAGCUGCUGGCCAUGGGCUCCGAGCUCCAAUCCAAAAGGUUUCUGCUCAAUGAAGCAGAGCAGAACUUGCUAAGGACAAAGACGUGCUCCAACACCCUGGCCAGCAAAUUCCAAGAGCACUGCCCUGACAUCGAGCGGCAGGAAGCAGAGCUCUACAAACUCAACCAGCGCUUCAACAACCUCAGCAAACAAAUUGACCACAGAACGCAGACCCUACAGAAAGCAAAGAGUGCCUAUUCCAACUACCGCACCAACUAUGACAAGAUCAACCAGUUCCUUUGCAACAUACCUAACUACGAGCCGCAGGAGACAGACAACAUCCAGCAAGUGGAAGUGAAGCUGAAGAACCAAGUGGCGCUCCUCGGUGACAUCGCAAGCAAGGAACAGGAGGUGCAGAAGGUCUCCGCCACAGCUCAGCAAUACCAGCAGGCAGUGAAGGACUACGAGCUGGAAGCGGAGAAGCUACGGUCCAUCCUCGACCUAGAGAACGGACGGAACGGGUACACAAGCAAGAAGCCCAGGCUCCAGUCUCCAGCCGCAAAAGUAAAAGAGGAGGAAGCUGUUCUGGCAGCCAAGUUCACCGAAGUAAAUGCUGUGAAUAAACAGAGGCUGCAGAACCUGGAAUUUGCUCAGAACCUCCUGCGGCAGCAACCAGACGUUCAAGUAACACAAGAAUUUGUCCAGACCAAGAAGUCUGGAAGGCCUAUGGAAGAAGUCUGGAAGUUGAAGAAAGAGCUGGAGGAUGAGACGCAGCGUCGGCAACAGCUGGAAGCCGAGAUCAAAGCCAUUCAGAACAACAUUGUCCACCUGCAAAACCAGAAGCCCCAAGAAACGAUAGUUAAGAAGGAACUGGUGAAGAAAGUGCCUGACCCCCAGCUGGAGGAGAGCUUCCACAAACUGCAGCAAAACCUAGCAGAAGAGCAGCGAAAGAACCAGGUGCUCCAGGAUGAGCUGGAGGCCCUUAAAAUCAGGCUGCGUGUUCUGGAGCAUGAGAAGAGAGAAGGAGGGCAGGAGUACAUAGUGAAAGAAGUGUUGCGUAUUGAACAAGACAAGGCUCAAGCUGAUGAAAUCCUGAGGCUCAAAGAAGAAUUGGAAGAGCUCAGGAGGCAGGAAGGAACCAGAGAGAAUGAGGUCAAUCUGCUACGCCAACAAAUUGCUGUGCUGUCCAGCGAGAAGAACAAAGAGCAGGAGAAAGUAACGGAGAAGGAGGUGCUGAAGCUGCAGAACGAUCCCCAGCUGGAGAUGGAAUUCCGCAUGUUGCAAGAGAACAAGCAGAGGGAGAGUGCCCUUAGGCAGAAGCACGAGGAAGAGCUCAGCUUCCUCCAGGAGAAGCUCAAACGUCUUGAGAAAGAACGGGCCAUUGCUGAGGGCAAAAUUACUGUCAAGGAGGUGCUGAAGGUGGAGAAAGACUUGACCAUUGAGAGAGAGGUGAACGAGCUCCGGCGCCAGUACGAAGAUGAGAAAUCCAAGGGUCGUUCCAACGAGCGGGAAAAAGCUGAGCUGCUCAGGAAGAUCCAACUGCUGGAGGAAGAGAAUGCCAAGGUGGUUGUACAGGAGAAAGUGCGUGAGAUUGUGCGCCCAGACCCUAAGGCUGAAAAUGAAGUUGCCAACCUCCGUUUGGAGCUGGUAGAACAGGAGAGGAGGUACCGGGGUGGUGACGAGCAACUGAAGAGCUGCCAGAAUGAAUUGGCUGCUCUGAGGAACAGAGGGCCACUGGUAGAAGUUAAAGAAGUCAUUAAGGAGGUCAUUAAGUACAAGAAUGAUCCAGAAACUGAAAAGGAGCUACAGCGACUCCGCGAGGAAAUCAUAGAGAGGACAGGAGCAAUUGAAAGAGCUGACCUCGAGAUCUACCAGCUGAAACAAGAGAUACAGGCUUUGAAAGAUACCAAACCCCAAGUGCAUACAAAGGAAGUUGUUCAAGAAAUUCUGCAGUUCCGCGAAGACCCCAAGACUAGAGAGGAGGUCGAGUCUCUGAGAGUGCAGCUAGCAGAGGAACAGAUGAAGCACAUUGACCUGGAGAGGGAACGGCUACUCCAAGAAGAGAAGGUAAGGCAGAAGGAGGAAGAGCUUUCCCAGGUGAAGGAGAAAGUGGUCCAGCAGGAAGUAGUGAAGUAUGAGCAAGAUCCUGCCCUGAAAGCUGAAGUCAAUUCCUUCUCGCAGAGCAUUGAGAGCGAGCUGAAGCAAAUUGAUUGCCUCCGUGAAGAGCUCCGCAAGCUGCAGAGGAGGAGGUCUGAGCUAGAGCGUCAGCUGGAAGAACUUGAGAAAGAGAGACAGGCCCGCAGAGAGGCGGAACUGGAAGUGCAGAGGCUGAAGAUUAGGUUGAAUGAGUUAGAAGAACAGGAGAGAGAAACGACAGAACGAGUAACUGUGAAACAGAAAGUGAUCCUUCAGCAAGAUCCCCAGCAAGAGAAGGAGCACUCCCUCCUCAAGCUAGAGCUAGAGGAAGAAAAGCACCGUAGACAAGUCUUGCAAACUGAACUGGAAGCCCUGAGAAAGAAGCUUCUUUCUUUGGAGAAGAUGGAGGUCAAAGAGAAAGUGGUCUUUUCAGAGAGCGUCCAAGUGGACAAAGGAGACACGGAGUACGAGAUUCAAAAGCUGAAGAGCAACCUGGAGGAGGAGAGCAGGCGUAAGAGGGAGCUAGAUGCAGAUAUCAAUAGGCUCGAAACCAGGCUGUCCGAGGUGGAAUUCAGCAACUCUAAGUCGUCAAAGGAGCUAGACUUAUUAAGAGAGGAAAACCACAAACUACACCUUGAAAAACAGAAUCUGCUGAUGGAAACAAGGAGACUGCAGUCAGAGAUUGAACUCACAGCAACAGAAGCUCGGGAUUUGAGAAACAUGACCCACAUGGACAGUGGAAUAAACCUGGACUCCAGAUUCCAAGCUCUGGAAAGAGAGUUAGAUGAGCUGAAGCAGUUAUCCAGAGAAAAAGAUGCAGAGAUCGAGCAACUCCAGAAUCGCCUCAAGACAGUGGCUAUCAAGAGGGAACAAAGAGAGAACCACCUGAGGCGCUCCAUUGUGGUCAUUGAUCCCGACACAGGCAAGGAAAUGUCUCCUGAGGAAGCUCACGUGCUUGGCCUCAUUGAAUGGAGCCUGUUUGUCAAACUGAAGAGCCAGGAAUGUGACUGGGAAGAGAUCUCAAUAAAGGGUCCCAAUGGGGAAUCAUCUGUGAUCCUCGACAGGAAGUCCGGUAGGGAGUUUUCAAUUGAGGACGCCUUGAAGAGUGGAAGGCUGACCAUGGCUCAGUACAACUGUUACCUCAACAAGCAGAUGUCGAUCCAGGAGUUGGCAGUCUUGGUGUCCGGAAGUAAUUACACAGCGCUCCCUCCACUCUAGAAACUUUUCUUAAAAGCAGCGAGUCAGAGCCGCACCUCUUGUUAGACUACCAGAUCACUGCAAAUCCUUGCCCUCCUUUGCGUCUUCCAAAAUGCUAGAGCCUCUGCCCCAGCCAUGCUAUGAAGCCACACUGCUUGCUGUCAUAUGCUGUGGAAAAGCACCGCCAGUAGUGGAAAACUCAUUUGGCAAGACUACAGCCAAACCUUCUCCCCCUCUUCAGCCCUACCUAAUCACUCAGCCUAACGAAAAACAAGACAAGAAGUGAAGUACCUGAAGUCCAAAGACUCAGCAGAACCUGCAGUUUCUUCAACAUAUAGUCACGUAGUCACAUAAAAAGCUGUAUACAGCAGACACAAGAGAGACUGAAGGUCAAGAUGACUCCGAGAUGACCAGCGGGAGCUGGUUAUGUCAGCUACACGUUGGUAAGCCAGGCAGUUUCAUUCUGGACAUCUAAGUGACGAGAUCAUCCCCGGAGAAAACCGGCUCUGUAAACAAAAGGUGCAACGUACAUCUCAAUUCCUUAUCAUCACCCGAAUACCUAAACACCACCUUUUUGUUCACCUAAGUGCCGAUGCUGGUGGGGAAGAGCAAAGCAAAGCACAGUAAUUUGAUGGCAUCAGCCCUAGAUCCAGGAGGAGCAUUCAUAUACCAAGGAGUUCACCAAGAAGUACGUGAAGAGCCGGCAGCGUUGCCGAACACAAGAUGCUAGUGUAAGUGUAAAGCAUGCAACUGUAACCAAACGCAGAGUGCCUUCGAAACACAGUUAGCUUACCUCAUGGUGAAAAGCCAUUUGUGCUGGUAUUUUACUGAAUAGAGGUACAUGCAGCUACAUGUUUCAUUUACUUGUGUAAGGGAAUGGGAAAUAGAGGGGAAUUCUAUUUAUAGUACGAAAUAAAGAUGCAGUGGUUCCAAUC
Messenger RNA from Cygnus atratus (black swan), 6250 nucleotides. It is a transcript of the gene PPL, whose product is annotated as periplakin. Bases 45 to 5336 code for a protein of 1763 amino acids. Gene Ontology annotation, molecular function: structural molecule activity; cadherin binding. Gene Ontology annotation, biological process: intermediate filament cytoskeleton organization; wound healing. Gene Ontology annotation, cellular component: intermediate filament; membrane; cytoskeleton. The transcript is spliced from 22 exons. Lineage: Eukaryota; Metazoa; Chordata; Aves; Anseriformes; Anatidae. The record is from RefSeq and is a predicted model, not a curated record.